GCGGAGCUUGCUUCUCUAUGGUGCGGCUCCGGCCUUCCCUCCUCCAAGAUGCAGUCCUCCCCCAACAUGCUCACCAAGUUUGAGUCCAAAUCCUCCCGCGCGAAGGGAAUUGCCUUCCACCCCAAGCGGCCAUGGAUCCUCGUAUCCCUUCAUUCGUCCACCAUCCAAUUAUGGGACUACCGCAUGGGAACCCUCAUUGAUCGCUUCGAGGAACACGAUGGCCCCGUCCGCGGCAUUGACUUCCACCCGACACAGCCCCUCUUCGUCUCCGGAGGUGACGACUACAAGAUCAAGGUCUGGAACUACCAGACCCGCCGGUGCAUGUUCACGCUCAACGGCCACCUGGACUACGUGCGCACGGUGUUCUUCCACCAUGAACUGCCCUGGAUUCUCUCCUGCUCAGACGACCAGACCAUCAGAAUAUGGAAUUGGCAGAACCGCUCCCUGAUCUGCACCAUGACCGGCCACAACCACUAUGUGAUGUGCGCACAAUUCCACCCGACCGAAGACCUCAUCGCCUCCGCCUCGCUGGACCAGUCCGUCCGCAUUUGGGACAUCUCCGGACUGCGCAAGAAGCACUCCGCUCCGACGUCGAUCUCCUUCGAGGACCAGAUGGCCCGCGCCAACCCGGGCCAGGCGGACAUGUUCGGAAAUACAGAUGCGGUGGUCAAGUUUGUACUCGAGGGCCACGACCGGGGUGUCAACUGGGUGUCUUUCCACCCCACCCUGCCCCUGAUUGUCUCUGCGGGUGAUGAUCGUCUCAUCAAGCUGUGGAGGAUGAGUGACACCAAGGCGUGGGAAGUCGACACCUGCCGGGGCCAUUUCCAGAAUGCGUCGGCCUGUGUGUUCCACCCUCACCAGGACCUGAUUCUCUCCGUCGGCGAGGACAAGACGAUCCGGUGCUGGGACCUCAACAAGAGAACGUCCGUCCAGUCCUUCAAGCGCGACGUCGACCGCUUCUGGGUGAUUGCUGCCCACCCGGAGAUCAACCUGUUCGCUGCCGGUCAUGACACCGGUGUCAUGGUCUUCAAGCUGGAGCGCGAGCGCCCCGCCUCCGCCGUCUACCAGAACCAGCUCUUCUACAUCACCAAGGAGAAGCACGUCAAGUCGUAUGACUUCGCCAAGAACGUCGAGACCCCUCCGAUGCUGUCCCUGCGCAAGCUGGGCUCUCCGUGGGUGCCGCCCCGAACCCUCUCGUACAACCCCGCGGAGCGUGCCAUCCUGGUCACCUCCCCCACCGACGGUGGUAUCUACGAACUGAUCCACCUCCCGAGAGACGCCACUGGUGCCGUGGAGCCGACCGAUGUGAAGCGCGGCGCGGGCGCGUCUGCUGUCUUCGUGGCGCGCAACCGAUUUGCCGUCUUCAGCCAAGCGAACCAGCAGGUGGACAUCAAGGACCUGAGCAACUCCACCACCAAGUCCAUCAAGCCUCCGGCGGGAACGACCGACAUCUACUUCGGUGGAACCGGCUGCCUGCUCUUCAUCACCCCCACUACCGUCGUGCUGUUCGAUAUUCAGCAGAAGAAGCAAUUGGCGGAGCUGGCGGUCAGCGGUGUCAAGUACGUUGUCUGGUCCAAUGACGGCCUCUACGCCGCUCUGCUCAGCAAGCACAACGUCACCAUUGUGACCAAGACGCUUGAUCAGGUGAGCAGCUUGCACGAGACAAUCCGGAUCAAGAGCGCGGCUUGGGAUGACGCUGGCGUCCUUCUCUACUCCACCUUGAACCAUGUCAAGUACUCCCUUCUCAACGGUGACAAUGGUAUCAUCCGUACUCUCGACCAGACCGUCUAUCUCGUGAAGGUCAAGGGCCGGAGCGUCUACUGCCUCGACCGCAACGCCAAGCCUCGCGUGCUGGAUAUUGAUCCCACCGAGUACCGCUUCAAGCUUGCCCUUGUGAAGAGGAACUACGACGAGAUGCUGCAAAUCAUCAAGACUUCCAGCUUGGUUGGACAAAGCAUCAUCUCGUACCUGCAGAAGAAGGGCUACCCGGAAAUCGCGCUGCAGUUCGUGCAGGACCCUCAGACCCGCUUCGAGCUCGCGCUGGAGUGCGGCAACCUAGAGGUCGCCAUCGAGAUGGCCAGAGAGCUGGAUCGUCCUCAGCUGUGGAGCAGACUCGGCGCGGAGGCUUUGGCCCACGGCAAUCACCAGACGGUCGAGAUGGCCUACCAGAAGCAGAGAAACUUCGACAAGCUUUCCUUCCUCUACCUGUCGACCGGUGACCAGGAGAAGCUGUCAAGAAUGGCCAAGAUUGCUGAACACCGUGGUGAUUUCACCUCUCGUUUCCAGAACGCUCUUUACCGAGGCGAUGUGGAGGACCGGAUUCAGAUGUUCAAGGAAGUCGACCUUUACCCCCUCGCAUAUCUCACCGCCAAGUCGCAUGGCUUGACGGAGGAGGCCGAAUCGAUCCUUGAAGCCUGCGGACUCACCGAGGAUCAGAUCACCGUUCCCACGGGUGACGAGGCGCUGCGGGUGCCGCAACCUAUCGUGCCCACAUUCAAGUCUAACUGGCCUGUCAAGGCUGCCGGUCACUCUUCGUUCGAGAAGGCUCUUCUUGGCGAAGUUGGUGCUGCCGACGAGGACGCUGUGGCGGCCAAGUUCGAGCCCGAGGAAGAGGAUGAGGCUGUUCUUGCAUCCGAAACCCUCGAGGACGAGGAGGAGGAUGUGGCCGGCUGGGAUAUGGGAGACGAGAUCAACGUUGAGGAGGAUGUUGACUUCGUGGAUGUCGGUGGCGCGGAGGCCGGUGCUGCCAGCACCGAGGCUGAUCAGUGGGCUCGCAACUCCCCUCUGGCGGCCGACCAUGUGGCCGCUGGCUCUUUCGAGACUGCCAUGCAGCUGCUGAACCGUCAAGUGGGUGCGGUUAACUUUGCCCCUCUCAAGCCCCGUUUCCUGGAAGUGUACAAGGCCUCCAAGACCUACCUUCCGGCGACUGCCGGUCUGCCUCCUUUGGUGAACUACGUGCGUCGUACCGUCGACGAGACGGAUAGCCGCAAGGUUCUGCCCAUUAUCCCGAGAGACCUGGAGACGAUCGCCAGCGUGGACCUACAGGAGGGUUACGCCGCGAUGAGGGCCAACAAGUUGGAGGAUGGUGUCCAGAUCUUCCGCAACAUCCUGCACUCCGUCCUGAUCAACACCGUUUCAUCCGACGCGGAGGUGGAGCAGGCGAAGAAGAUCAUCGAGACGGCUCGCGAGUACAUUCUGGCGAUGUCCAUUGAACUGGCCCGCCGUGCUAUCCCGACCGACACUCCGGACAACCUCAAGAGAAGCCUUGAGCUCUCCGCCUACUUCACGAUCCCCAAGCUGGAGGUUGCGCACCGCCAACUGGCCCUGAUGGCGGCCAUGAAGUUUGCCUUUGCCAACAAGAAUUACUCAUCGGCCCUCAGCUUCGCCAACCGCAUGCUGCCCAAUGGUGGCUCCGCCAAGCUUCUGGAACAGGCCCGGAAGAUCAAGGCGCAAUGCGAGCGCAGCCCGCAAGACAAGAUCGACAUCGAGUUCGAUCAGUUCGCCGAGUUCGACCUGUGCGCGGCCUCGUACACACCCAUCUACGGCGGCUCGCCGAGCGUGUCGGACCCUUUCACCGGGGCCAAGUACCACGAGCAGUACAAGGGCAGCGUGUGUCGGAUCUCGGAGGUGACGGAGAUCGGGGCGCCGGCCAGCGGGCUGCGGCUGUUCGUGCCGGGGCAGUACUGAGCAUGAUGACGAGAUGUGACGGCUUUCCUUUUCUUUCACGCUUGUAAUUCCCCGUCUCUCGAUGUGCAAACAUGAUAGAAAAUGUAUUUUGCGAGGUGGGCCGAGGUCCGUGGUGGGGUGGCGGUGGUCGUGGUGUCGGGGCCGGAUGUGAUUUUCAUAAUUCUCAGCGACGUUAGGUACAUCUAUUACUUUACUUCUUUUGAUCUUUUGAUCCUUUGAUCGUUUCAUUUAUUUUGAUUACUGCUGCCUGAACUGUACAGAUAAAUAAAAGGUGAGAUGAGACGGUCCUUUGAGAGAG
Molecule: messenger RNA, 3985 nt
Organism: Aspergillus heteromorphus CBS 117.55
Lineage: Eukaryota; Fungi; Ascomycota; Eurotiomycetes; Eurotiales; Aspergillaceae
Product: coatomer subunit alpha
Exons: 8
Coding region: 49-3687 (1212 amino acids)
Biological process (GO): retrograde vesicle-mediated transport, Golgi to endoplasmic reticulum; intracellular protein transport; endoplasmic reticulum to Golgi vesicle-mediated transport
Cellular component (GO): COPI vesicle coat
Molecular function (GO): protein binding; structural molecule activity
Source: RefSeq, a predicted model, not a curated record